Messenger RNA from Amyelois transitella, 2256 nucleotides. It is a transcript of the gene aln, whose product is annotated as divergent protein kinase domain 1C. The transcript has 3 exons. Bases 126 to 1343 code for a protein of 405 amino acids. Lineage: Eukaryota; Metazoa; Arthropoda; Insecta; Lepidoptera; Pyralidae. The record is from RefSeq and is a predicted model, not a curated record.
UUCGCAAAUGUAAACAAAACAACGUAAUGUUGGAGAAAAAAAAGAAAUUGACUAAAAACGGAGUCUUCAAAUGUUGAAAGAGGCUAAAUUAAUAUAUUUUCAUAAAAAACAUCAGAAACAACAAUAUGCAAAGGAUUGGUAGAAUAAUGAAGAAUUUUCAGCAUCUGUGUUCAUGGACCACUGCACUUAUAUUCAAGUCUGUGAAGAAGCGGUUGCUUGUUGUAUUAUGCACACUUUCCAUACUCUAUAUAAUUUUAAGAUGGAGAUUGACAUGUGUAGACAUCCAUUCCCAGAUGCAGGUACAAAGAAUGUGCACCACCUAUGCUAUUGGCAUAUCAGUUGGAAGUCUCUGCCACAGCUUGUGCAAAGAUUCAGAGACUACAUCCGUUAGUUGUCCUACAUUUUAUCAGGCAACUGAAGUUGUUUCUGGGAACUGGCCUAAUCAGAGUGUGAUAUAUAGGAAUGUUGCAGAAACAAAUGACUUAGCACAUCUAGAUGCUUCUGGUAGAACAAUAUUCCCUAGUGAGGAGGAAUUUACUAAUAUGAUAAAAAAUGCUGUUAAAUUAAAGUUUAAUAUCUCAAUUUCUGAUGUUGAUGCUCGAAAAAUGUCUUAUUUACAAAACAAAGAGGAUAUGUUGAGACAAAUUGAAAUGCAGAAUGUUUGGUCGCUUUUACAAGAUAAUGAAUAUCUUGUUUCUUUGUUGUAUGAGAAGUACAACAUAUUUCCUAAACUUCUUGGCACUUGUGGUUACACUUAUGCUGUGCAAAAGAUGCAAUCUAUAUCGGGGUAUUGGCAUUUGAUGACAUUGUAUGACAGCGAACAUGAAUGGAACAAGAGGAUUAAGACUGCCUUACUGAUUCUUGAUUAUUUAUCAAUAUUAGAAGAAAAGUUGCCAGAGCCUGUUCAUAUAUGUGAUGUGAAAAUGAGCCAUUUUGUAUUUACUUCUGAUUUUAAAAAGAUUGUAUAUCAAGAUGUUGAGUCUAUUCAUCCUCAAUCUAUGGUUAAUAGGAUCACUGGUGGAAAAUCAGAAUGUGAACAACAUAGCGACUGUGAUUUUAUGGAUUGUAGAUCAUUUUGUAACUUAGUAAGUCAAAAAUGUGAUCAUGGGGUUGUUAAUAAUAAUUUACAAAUAGUUUGUGAGAAAAUUUUUUUAGGGUGGGUGAUAUCUGGUAGGGUGAUGGUCCCUGGGCUGCUGUUAGGCCCUCGGUCUCCUAAAGUUCUUGUUGAAAUGUUGGAUUUGUGUGCCAAUCCUGAGCGGACACAAGGCACGCCUAGAGCAAAAGCUUCAAAGGAAAUUAGAAAAAGAUUAUAUGAUCUUCUUAGUAAUCUUAAACUUUAUUAGUACAGAUAUAAAUUACAUUAUUUAUUAUUCUAGUCAAUUAUAAAUCUAGUCAUUUUUAAACUUUUUGCUUGAUUAUGAUUAUUGCAUUGUUACAUGGUGCUGGCUGAAAGCAGUUUUAUUUUUUUAUAUUUACAGUUUUUAGACUGUUAUUUAAUAAUAAGGAAAUUAGUAAUUAUAUAGAGACUAAAAAUAUAAAGAGAGCCACGUUAGAGAAAUCUAUAUGUAUACUUUUCUAAAUUAAAUUGCAUUAUUGCCUCACUAAAACACAUCUAGAAAUGAGUAUUUAAACUGAUGCAGUUAUUGCACCACCAAAUUUUAAAAACCGGUAUGUUGCCUAGACCAAUACAAAGUGUAGUGUUCUUUUCAUAUUUCUGCGAUUUAUAUUUACGUAUAUGCGGUGUAAGUGGACCCCCAGCUGAAUAUAAGUAAAUAAAUACGGUACAAAUAUAAGUAUGAGAAUAGAUAUAAUGGUAUAUAUAAUUAAUAUUUUUACUAAAAGUGGUAUUUGAAAUUCUGUAAAAGAUUUCACAUAUUUAAUAGGUCUGCAACUUGCAUGACUUUUCUCUUUUUUCCAAUUACCUCUAUGUCAGUAGUAUAUUUUGUUGGUUUUCAUAUUCGUAAUCUCACCUCUUUUUCGGAGGGAUGGGCAAAGAAUCUUUAAAGAUCACACAAACACAAAUUCUGCAUUCUUCUUAUAUUUUCAAAUCUGGUGGUGUUAUUUCUGUUUAGGACAGCCAUAAGGGCAGUAAUUUACAAUGAAUACGCUUUAGCACCUAGAAAUUCUUAGAGAAAAAGAAAUAUCACAACAGUAUUGUAUUGUUAAUGUUAUCCAUUGCUGUUUACAGACGGUUUAAUCAGCUUGAAAUAUUUUGCUUUAAUUCGGAAUAAAAACACGCUUUUCCUUUAAAUUGUC